Haemonchus placei is the source of this 201-nucleotide messenger RNA. The record is from the annotation of a GenBank genome assembly. Lineage: Eukaryota; Metazoa; Nematoda; Chromadorea; Rhabditida; Trichostrongylidae.
CGUGAGGGAUACGCUCCAUUGCCGCGCCGCUAUUACGUUUUCACUGCGACACGACAGCAUUGCAACUUAGAAUAUUAUUAUAAAAAUAUUAGUAUCGCGAGCGUGAUUGUAUUGGAAGUUGUAACCCCAAAAGACGAACGCACCUAUAAAAGUGUCGACGAAGCAAUUCGUCCAGAAGGGCAGAACAAACAACUCUACUAA